Molecule: messenger RNA, 1230 nt
Organism: Chenopodium quinoa (quinoa)
Lineage: Eukaryota; Viridiplantae; Streptophyta; Magnoliopsida; Caryophyllales; Amaranthaceae
Exons: 4
Coding region: 574-1062 (162 amino acids)
Biological process (GO): regulation of DNA-templated transcription
Cellular component (GO): nucleus
Molecular function (GO): sequence-specific DNA binding; DNA-binding transcription factor activity
Source: RefSeq, a predicted model, not a curated record
AAAAAGAAAAGAAUUGAGGAAGUACAAGAUGUUAAAGGGAUGGAUUUCUCAUGAAAAUGAAUUAAAUGAUUAAUUUUGGGUUGACAAUUAAUUUUUUUUUUUUUUAUUUUUUUAUUUUUAGUGUAGAGAAAGUCAUGCAUGCAAUGAUGUUGUAUCCGAUCCUAUCUUAGGAUUUAGACCUCUAGCUCUACCCCAAAACUAAUACGUAUAACCUAGCUAAGCUAGUUGGCAUCCACAAAGAACAUUAUUUUGUAUUAAGUCAUGAAAAUUAUCUCGGUAUUUUUUAAAUUUUAUUGUCAUGACUUUGUUUUUACAUUAGUGAGGGGCAUUUAUGUCAAAUCACAGUAGCACGUAUGCAUUUAAAAAAAUUUGAUGUGAUGAAACUGGGGCAGUCAUUUGGGAAGCAAACAAGGGAUGAUCAUAUUGAUAUGAGAGCACAUCCCCCUCCCUCUCCCUCCCUCCCUCUUCUUUAAAAAUAAGCUUCAGAGAACAGCUUGCAGAGUGUGUGAUAGGGAGUUCCGAAAGCGUAAGAGAAAGAAAGAAAAAAAAAAAAACUAGAGUCUGAGAGAGUCAAUGGUUUCCAGGGAGCACAAAAGAGCUGCAGCACUGCAUGAGAAGCUGCAACUACUUCGCUCCAUCACUAACUCUCAUGCAGAAAGUGAUACUGCUAUCGUUGUUGAUGCAUCAAAAUAUAUAGAAGACCUCAAACAGAAGGUGGACCGGCUAAAUCAAGAUAUCGUAAAUAAUGCUCAAAGUUCAACUAUCCAAGAUUCACAACCCACGGUCACAGUUGAAACCCUAGAGAAAGGAUUCCUUAUAAAUGUGUACUCAGAAAAGAAUUGCUCAGGAUUGCUGGUUUCUGUGCUCCAAGCUUUUGAAGAACUGAAUCUUACUGUAGUUGAAGCUAGGGCUUCCUGUACAGAAAAUUUUCAAUUGGAAGCAGUCAGUGUGGAAGGUGACGCGAAUGGAGGAAAAAUUGUUGAUGCUCAGGUGGUAAGGCGGGCGGUAUUGAAGGCUAUUAGGCAUUGGAAUACAAGUACUGAUGAUCAGCAAGAUGAGUAAAUCAUCAUCAGUUAGCUUAUUGAUCAAUUGCAAGCUUAUGUUUUUAUUUUUUACCCUCCCUUUUUAUGCCACCAUGCACCGAGUUUGUAGGUUAAAUAUUUUGUACGGAAGCUAUUAAUCUAUUAUGCUCACAAUCAAAAAUCGAAGAUUUCACGUGAGCUUUUCCAA